AUGUCAGUGGAUAAGACAAUUGAAGAGCUAAGCUAUACAUUAGCUCAAUUAGGUAACCUAGUUGGACAUAUUAAUUCACAAAUUGGACAACUUGCAUCCAGGAUUAAUUUAACAUUAGAUACAUUCGAUCAAUCAAUAACGGGUAUAGCUAUUGAUGCCGAAAUUAUGUCAAAUCAUCUUGCUCAUACUAUAUCACAGUAA
Molecule: messenger RNA, 201 nt
Organism: Acanthocheilonema viteae
Lineage: Eukaryota; Metazoa; Nematoda; Chromadorea; Rhabditida; Onchocercidae
Source: the annotation of a GenBank genome assembly